GAGCGGCGUCGGUGGUGUAGUGGUAAGCGUGGUUGCCUCUCACCCCAGUCGGUCUAGGUUCAAUCCUAGUCGACGUCGUCGGUAUUUCUGAGACAAAAAUAUCUGAUCACGCCUUCCCUCGGAUAGGAAGUAAAGCCGUAGGUCCCGGCCCAUGUGUUGAUGGGUUCGAUAUGUAGGGUGUCAGGUGUGUGUGGAUGUCUCCCUGACCGUCCGUGUUUAGGCUUAGUACCAGAAAUAGGCGGACGUUAAACUAGAGCUGAUGCCGAACGGUGUCGGCUCGCCAGAAAUAAGAAGAAGAAGAAGAAGAAAAUUUCUGUGUUUUACGUGAAAUUGUUUUGAAAAGUUGUACAAUUUUGAAAAUUUGUGCAAAUUGAGUGUCGCGUUUGUCGCCUGGAGAUUGUGAUUAAAUUGCAGCGUAUAUAAGUUUUUGCCCGAAAUCAUCAUGUUCCGCACGUCGAACUUCGACAAAAGUCUGGAAAAUGCUACCAGCAACCUGAUCCUGGAACCGGACUGGCAGUCGACGAUGGUCAUUUGCGAUUCCAUUCGCCAGGGUGACGUCACGCCCAAGUACGUGAUGCAGCAGCUGAAGAAAAAGAUGUUUUCGACGAACCCGCACACGGCGCACUACGCCCUGCUGGUGCUGGAGAGCGUCGUCAAGAACUGUGGUGCUCCGAUUCACGACGAAAUCUCCAACAAGGCCAACUGCGAGAUGUUCCAGAAUCUGGUCAACACCACCCAGCACGAGGAGGUGCGAGUGAAAAUGCUGGAGCUGAUUCAGGCGUGGGCUUGUGCGUUCCGGACGGUCUUCAAGUAUCGGUCCAUUCGGGACACGAUGAACAUUUUGAAGAGCGAAGGGCACAAGUUCCCCGAGUUGAAGGAAGCGGACGCCAUGUUUACGUCGGAGAACGCACCGGAAUGGGCGGACGGUGAUGUUUGCCACCGCUGUCGGGUGACGUUUUCGUUCACCCAACGCAAGCAUCAUUGUCGCAACUGUGGCCAGGUAUUCUGCCAGCAGUGCUCGGCGAAGACCAGCACUCUGCCCAAGUUUGGAAUUGAACGGGAGGUUCGGGUGUGCGAUGGGUGCUACCCUCAGCUGCAUAGGCAGACGCCGACCCUGACGAAGAAAGCUACGGAGGAGGAAGAUUUGCCGGCGGAAUACUUGAGCAGCUCUUUGGCUCAACAGGCGCAGGCGCCUGCCCGUAAAACAGACGAGGAGUUGAGAGAGGAGGAAGAACUUCAGCUUGCUUUGGCCCUUAGUCAAUCCGAAGCGGAAACGAAAAAAGCGACCCAAACUCGUAAGACGUUCCACAAGUCACCGAGUCCCGAACCGGUUAAGGUUCAGCGCAGUCCAAGCCCGGUUGAGGAAACCCCGGCUGAUCCGGAACUGCAACGCUACUUGAACAGGAAUUAUUGGGAACAGCGUCAAACUGCGGAUUCACCUGCUUCGCCGUCUGCCCCAAGCCCCAUGCCCAGUCCAAUGCCUGUCCAGGCGACUCUACUGGUGCCAAAAAUGGGAGCAGAAGAUGCCGAAAUUGACGACUUCGCUAGAUCGAUGAAGACUCAGGUGGAAAUCUUCGUUAACCGGAUGAAGUCGAAUUCAAGUCGUGGACGCAGCUUUUCAACGGAUAGCUCUGUACAAACGCUGUUCAUGAAUAUGACUUCAUUGCAUGCCCGACUCUUGACGUUUCUUAAGGACAUGGAUGACAAACGCAUGUGGUACGAACAAUUGCAGGACAAACUGACUCAGAUCAAGGACUCUCGUGCCGCCUUGGAUGUUCUUCGCCAGGAACACCAGGAAAAGCUUCGCCGGAUUGCCGAAGAACAAGAACGACAAAAGCAACUGCAGAUGGCACAGAAGCUUGAAAUCAUGCGCAAAAAGAAGCAGGAGUACCUACAAUAUCAACGCCAGCUAGCAUUGCAGCGGAUCCAGGAGCAGGAACGAGAAAUGGCAUUAAGACAAGAGCAGCAGAAAGCUCAAUAUCGCAUGGGCACAGCUUUCCCCUUCAUGUCCCCUCCGUCUCAAGGACAACCGCAAGGUUCACCGGCUCACGUCGGAGUUGCCAACUACCCCGGAUAUGGUUAUCAGCAAAUGCCGGCGGGUCCCUAUGGUCCUUCCGGAAAUCCACCCGGAAUGCCUCCUCAGAUGGGACAGCAGUUAUUCUCUCCGCAGCACGGUCCGCAAUCAUUGCCCGGAAAUGGUCAAUUUAUGGGACCUAAUAUGCCGCAAGGCCCGGAUGCCAACGGCACUCAUUCCCAGCAGCCACCACCUAAUCAACAACCCCCUCAACAGCAGCAACAACAACAAGGCCCUCUUCCAAUGGGUCCACCCCCAGGCAUGAACAUGAUCCCAGGCCAAGUGCCUCCGCCCGGAGUAGGUCAGAUGCCUCCAGCCGGUGUGCCACCUAUGGGGAUGGCUCCUCCACAGCAACCACCACAAGGAAUGCCUAUGAACCCAGCGGGAACAUUGCCUCCCGGAGCUCAUAUGUCGCAACAGCUACCCCCGGUAGUUGCCCCUGGGCCAGAGAUUCCACAGCAACAGCAGCAGCAACAACCGCCUGCACCACAACCGCCAGCCGGAGUACCAGUUACAAUGGCACCGGCUACUACAGCUCCUGUCGCCGCAGGUCCACCUCCGACAUCGAAUCCGGCGGCACCAUCAGCGCCCGAACCGGCCACGGCCGAAUUGAUAAGCUUUGAUUAAACAUUGUUUCGUAGUUAUGGGUACAUCAAGAGAUGUUUUUGGCUUUUUAUCCAUUAUCUUCUAUUAGUAAACCGUUUUUCAACUUUUUCAACUAUCGGCCGUCUAUCGUGAGUAGGAAGUAUUUCGAUGUUCUGUGAAUAGAAGUUUUGUCAUUUGUAGGAUCGAUCAUUAUGAGAAGAAUACAUUUAAAAACGUAACAUGUGACUCUAUUUGGCAAUGAGUGGAGCGGUGUAAACCACAUACAAGUAACACCAGCAAAAUUGUCAUGGAAAACGCUUUUAUCGACUAUUUUGAAUAAUCUUAGCUGUAAUCUUAGCAAGUGGAGGGGAGGCAGCUUCUUACAUUUCUUUUAAUACAACCUUCAGUCUGAAAAUUAUAGGUGUGAGUUUGAACACAAAUUUUAUGUAGAUCCCACUGUUGAUCGAAUAUACCUAAAUGAAUCGUAUUAAAUCACAUUUUCUGCCCUGAAUGGAACUCUGAAGUAAUGGCAGGGAACACCCUAGCCUAGCAACAUUAGCACUAGCACGCUACCUACAAUAGACAAACAUAAUGAGUUGUUUUAAUUUCUCCCAACUGGAAAUAAACAUACUAAAAAGAAAAAAGAAUAUGUAUAGAUAACUUCUGAUACCAACAAACUAUAUACUGACAUGUUCUAUUAUUGGCAUACUUCUGUACGGAAUAUUAUGUAAUCGUGUAAUCACAAAUAAAGAUAUAAAAAUGUA
Molecule: messenger RNA, 3423 nt
Organism: Aedes albopictus (Asian tiger mosquito)
Lineage: Eukaryota; Metazoa; Arthropoda; Insecta; Diptera; Culicidae
Gene: Hrs
Product: hepatocyte growth factor-regulated tyrosine kinase substrate
Exons: 4
Coding region: 443-2701 (752 amino acids)
Biological process (GO): endocytic recycling; receptor internalization
Cellular component (GO): early endosome
Molecular function (GO): phosphatidylinositol binding; metal ion binding; ubiquitin binding
Source: RefSeq, a predicted model, not a curated record